AUGACGGGCAAGCGCCGUCGUCCCCCCCUGCAGCAUCGUGCGACGGGUCGUCCUGACGCUCCCACCCCGCCAGAGGCCCCGGGCGCGCUGGCGCCAAUCCUACUCCGAGCCGCCGCUGCCCUGGUCGCGCGCGAGGAGGGCACCGCCCCCUCGCGCCCCCAGGAUCCGAUUUAUCGAUCUCCUCGUGGGCGGACGCACCCGUACCUUCGCGCGCGGGGAGGGUCGUUCCGUACCCGGCGCCCUCCUCGGCGCUCACCUGCUGUCCAGCGACAGGUGGUCGGUCCGCUCCUCCAGCAACCCGCUCUUGCCGCGCAGUCCCAGCCGCUGCGGCUUCCUCCCUCGCUGUCUCAGUCGGCAUCGUCUCCGCCGUGCUCGGCGUCGGAGCCCACGCCCGCCGCUGUUCCUCUGCCUCCUCCGUACACCCAUCCUCCACCCGAGGCGUCACCCCCCGUUCAUGCCCCUCCGGCCGCGCCUUCUUUCCCGCUGCCCCCAUCAGCGCCUCCUCCCGGUGGUCCACCCGUUCCUCCUCCCCCUCCUUCCCCUCGGUCCCAGACGGGGCAUGCUGUGACCUCUCCCCGCCCUCUCCCAGCGACUGGUCCUCAUGUUCCCCCUGAUUGCGCCACGUCGGCAGCAUCCCCUGGUGCCAGCCCCUCGUCUACCUGCCGCUCCGGGUGCUGGAACGACGAUGAGCUGCCAGGUACUCCUCGUGACCCUGAUGUAGACUGGUGGGCGGCGUGGCCUUCCUGUCCGCGGGAAGGUGGCUGGGGGCAGGCUGUUCCUGGUGAGGCAGCUUAUCGCGCGCGUGGUGCCCGGUUGUCGCAGGUUGGACGCUGUCUGUCGGAGCUGGCGAUUGUGCUUGAGCAUCUCCACGUCGCCCUGCAGCAGCGGGAAGUUGUGGCACGUGAUCCUCAGCUUGGUGAGGACCAGCAGGGGCGGGUACGUGAAGCGGUGGCGGGUGCACUGUGGGAGCUUCUCCGCCUGCCGCUCGAGCCUGAGGACCCUUUACUUGACGAUGGCCCUGGCGCUGCGGCUUUCCGCAGGAGCACUGGUCCUUGUCUCACCCCCCAUAGCACCAAACCCAUCACCCUGUCCCCCCAGCAGGCGCCCAUGACAGCGAGCGUGGUGGCGUGCGUCUUCUCUGCGCUGCUGGAGGCGUUCACCCACCAGCUCGACAACGCCUUCAUCCCCCUCCUGCACUUCGCCCUCUGCUGCCUCUAG
Messenger RNA from Closterium sp. NIES-65, 1218 nucleotides. The record is from the annotation of a GenBank genome assembly. Lineage: Eukaryota; Viridiplantae; Streptophyta; Zygnematophyceae; Desmidiales; Closteriaceae.